GCCGAUCCCAAGAGGCCCAAAUCUCUCACUUCUUCUUUUUCAUCUCAUUUUAUUCCGUCAUGCGCUGUUUCCACGUUCAUGAGGCGUCCAUGAGUAGAUGAGUAGAUGAGUAGAGCGUGAGUAAAACGUCAGUUUUAGGAGUGGAGCAGCAGUUGUCUCCAUUUGUGAUAUUUAUGUUGUAGUGAUGGAGUGUCAAGAAUCUCAGGUUACAAAAUCCCAGGCAGCCAUGGACGCUGGUGAUGGUGAUACUCAUGCAGGUGAUGGAGAAGAAACAAGGCACCUGAAUAAAGCAGAACAAUACACAGAUGCAGAUAAGGAACAGUCCUCUAGUACAGUCAUAAAUGCAGAUAAGGAGAGAGACUCUGAUACAGUCACUGCAGAAGGAGAACAAGGGAAGCCAUGUGAUGCUGGAAGUAUGAGAGAAGAUAGUGAACAGGUUAAUUCCAAAAUUGUGCAUGGCAUUCCUUCUGAUGGAGAGGUAGUCAAAGAAGAACCAAUGUCUCCUGAACAUCAGAAAGGAGACACUAGGGAUGCAGAAGAAAGUGGCACUGAAAAACAAACAGUGAAAAUUAAUGAGAAUGAAGAAAUUGAGAGAAGGGAAGAUGCUGCAAAUAAGGAGCAUGAGUUGCCUGUUCAACAAGAAGGCACAGAGGAAGCAAGUGACCAGGCACAGGAAUUGGUGGGAGACGAUGAAGCCAGUGAAGACACACACAUGUACAAGUUAGGCAAGAUCUGUCGAAUCUGUGCAGAAAUGACAGUUGUGUUUGAUGGGCCCAAGAAGGGGGUUCCAAAGCAUGAAAUUGUUAAACACGUUCGAAAAGUAUGGAAUGUGGACCUCUCUGAUGAGGAUCCAGACAUUUACCCAGUUAAUGUGUGUCAGUAUUGUGAGAGGAAAAUCAAACGCCUAUACCUCAAAGUGUCAAAGAAAAAGAAAUGUGAGUUCUACAGGGACAAACCUGCAGACUUUGUUGCACACACUGCCCAGAACUGUAGUGUGUGCUUGUUGAAAGAUGAUCAGCCUGACAGUCCUUGCAAUCCAGCAGCUGAAGAGGCUCAGCAGGUUGGGACAGUGGAGGCAAGGGUAGGGUCCCAGGGAGAAGGAAGCCAGGCCAAUAAAAUUAUUCUGCCAUCCACAGAACCAAGAAGAAACCCUGCUCGAAAACGUGGAUGGACAGACCAUGAAGCAGAAACACCACAGUUUGUUUCAGUUGGAUGUCAGACAGAAGAAGACGGGACAUCAGAGAACAUGACUGGCUUAGAAGAACAUGAUUAUACUCAGGAUGAGGCUCUCAGUCAAUUUCUCGUUAUACCAAAGAAGUUUGGGGGAAGAACCCCAUACCACAAGUUAUCUCUAACUGCUGUUAAUGCCAAAUACAUCAGACAGGACCGACUGAAGCCUCUGAUAGCACACAUAGAUAAGUUUUGCCAAGUGCAGAAGGAAAAUAAAAUUGAUGCCAUGUUCUUCCUCUUGAUGGAAGCCCUGAGAGAUGCGGGAGACCGAGUGAGAGAGACGCAAGUUGAAGACAUUUGGUGCCGGAAGAAUAAUGUUGGAAUGUCUCUCACUGAUGAGGAGUGUCUUGCCAAGCGGAUCUUGCUCAAACAGACCAAAGACCAGUAUAGGAAGGAAUAUAGUUACUACAAAGAAAAGCUGGAGAAAGCAGUACUGAAACCUCCUUUUAUCAUUGACAAAUUGGAGAAGACUUACUUCCCAGAGUAUCUUGAGUUCUUUGUGACCGAGGGGGAGACGGGACCGAUCAUAUACCAGCAUGAGAAGCGCUCCCACCCAUCGUACUUUGCCAUCAGUGGUUCAGCAGAGAGCAACAGCAAGCUGGACAGUAACUAUGCAGGUGUUGUAGGGGCUCGCUGGCACUACUUUGAUGCUGUUGCCAAAACACUUGAGGAGCUUGCGCACUCCCUCGAAAAUGAAAUUCAUGAACUGGAUGAUGAUUCCUGUAUUCAAGUAGACUUGCUUGAUUACUGUGAAGAGAAGAGAGACCUCACCAAUUUUGGGGACAAGAAUGAUUCAGCAGCAACAGGCAGAUGUAGUCAGAGCAAGAUGAUGACUUAUUUCUUUGGCAUUCAGACGAUGCAGGCAAUUAUUGACAAUAAGAUCCACUAUAUAUACAAAUCCAAUCCCAACAAUGUCCAGUUCCGCCCGCUUAUGAAGGCUCUGGUUGCUGAGGGGAACACACUACGGCCCACAAUACGCAGCAUUGAAGAGGAGAGAGCAACCAUGAGUGAAAAAGUCUUCUACAUCACACUGCCUGGAGGCACUCCUCUGCGCUUUAUGGUUUAUUUUGCCAAUGCUACACUUGAGAUUCGCAAGGACUAUAGGAACAUUAGUGGCCUUACCUUGUCAUCGUUCAAAAAAGUUCCAGCUGUAAUUAAUCGCUACGGCAACAUCUGUCUGGAGCUGAAACGGAGCUGGCUGGCCACAAGCCCGCGCUUAAUCCAUGUUGGCCGCGUGACUAAUUGUCGGACCAAAUGCAGCCGUUGUGGAGAACAGGGCCAUAAUGUUCGGAAGUGUACAGUUAAAUCCGAGAAUGUGUCGGGAGACUCGGUCAUCCAUCAUAGAAAGAGGAAAAAACAGCGUUCAGUCCCUGCCCAUUCGUACCCAGUGGCUCUCACCCAAAACACUUACUCUCAGGUAUAUGUGAAAGACUCCAAGAUAGUGGAUCUAUGCAAUCCACAUCCCCAUCCACAGCAACCUCAGCAACAUCAAGAGCCAGAGGAGCAGGACCCCCUCUCGCAGCUCACUACAGUGGCCAACCCAAUGGACCAGGGCAAUGCUGUAAUCCGCAGUGAUGAACAGAUCCUGUGGACUUGCCCCAGCAUAGGAGGAGGCAGCCAGCCCCUCUCUGGCACUGCUUUGCCAGCCACGCAGGUUCUUGUCCCUUCCUCGGUCUCCACCAAUGCAGAGUACCAGACGGGAUCACAUCGAUCACAGGCUCAGGCGUCGCAGGGCACCUCAGGCCCUGUCUAUGUCUGGACCUACACUGUGGUUCAGCCACAACAUGGGUCCUCCCAACAGCCAGCACAACAGCUGUCUCUCAUCCCACAGCAAAAUCCUCAGCAGGGUGUGACACAGCAGUCCCAGCAGCUGUCAGUGAUUCAUCCUCAGUCGGGUCAGCAGGGCACUUCCCAGGAACAAAUCACUGUUGUGCAUCAGCAGCCAGUACACCAGGGAGCAGCUCAGCAGAUAGCUGUUGUCCACCAACCUGCAGGACAACAGGCAGCCAACCAGCAGACACAGCAGCUCUCUGUGAUUCACCCACAGACCUCCCAGCACGCACCUGUGCAUCCUUCCCAUGUGGUCCCUCACCAACAGCAGGCACGAAGAACCUCACAGGAACAGCAGGCUCAGCAUGUCACCCUCAUCCAGCAACAAGCAGGCCUCCCUCAAGCCCAACCACUCACCCUGGUCCACCAGCAACCCACCACCCAGACCUCCCAGCAGAUCAGUGUAGUGCAUCAACCCCAGACGUCACAGCAGCUCAGCAUAGUUCAUCAGCACCAGACGUCCCAGGCAGCAGCAAGCCUGGUGCACCAGCAGCCCAACCAGUCACAGGGAACGCAGCACCAGACUGAGUCUUCACAGUCGCAGAGUCCAUCCUCAGAGCUCAGAGUUACACCCAAUCAUUGGACAGUGGUGAGGAAGGAGAAGCACAUUCAAUAUGCGCGUAUCCUCAGAACAGUAACGGAAGAGGCCUUCUGUGGGUGGACUUUAAAUACUUCUGAAGUGGAUAUUUCCCCUUUCUUCAUGUGGUAUUUUUUUAUUUUAUUAGAAGUGCGUUAUGGGAUUAAGCAUUUUAUAGUUGUAUUCUUUAAAAGUAUAACAAAAUAUUGUUCGAAAGUCAUAUUGAUAGCAGGUGUGUGUUUUAAUUUCUUUUAGGUAUUUUUUUCUAAUCUUGAAACUGCUGUCUGUAACGUAAGUAUAUAUUUGAUUUUUUCUUCUUUGAAGAUUCUUAUUUACCUAAGUACAUGUUCCAUUUACAGAUUUGAAAGAGAUGUAAUUCUGCGUACUACAAAGUACAUUUUCAUUUUCCUGGAAUGUAUUACUGUUUCUUCUUUGCUGAAUGAUAGUUGAUAUGAUAUAAAUAUAUAACUUUUGUCAUAGAUUGAGAUUUCUUAAGUUUUCUAUAUUUGAUUGAGAGUGGGAUUGAGACAAAAUAUAAUUGUUGAAAAAAUUGCCUAUUGUCAAGGUCAAGAUUCAUCAAGAAAGCAUAAUAAAGAAAGGAAGACAGUGCAGAUUUAAUUUUAGUAUCUUUGAUGCUAUGAAUAAUUUGGUAGGAUUAGCCAGCUUGGUAGGCUCAUAGAUUACAUAUGAUAUAUUUUUUUAUUGAUUAAUCUUCUGUGGUUUAUCAAAAUACUUUUAAGUUUUGCUAUAGAUUAAAUUGUGUCAAUAAUUUUUUGUGGCAUAGGUCCUUACCCAGUGUUGCUUCCUAUGUGACAGUACAUGUGGCACAGUUUACUAUUGGUCCAAGAGUGAAGGAGUCUCAGUCACAGGGAAAGUUGUCAGAACAUUUUCACUAGAGCAGAGAUAGAAUUUGUCUACCUAAUUAUCAAAGGGGUGGCUGAGACAAGAGAGCUCCUAGUCAUUUCAUCCUCCUUGAGCCCUUGAGACUUACAGGCAUUUAAUUUUAACACCUGUGGGACUGACAGACCACCAUCAGAUCAGUAGGACAUGAAUGUCUACUGGCUUUCACAUGCAGAACAGGCAUGAUUCACUUUGAGCAAAUGUGCAGGAGUGUCUGUGCAUUCCUCUAAAGAGGAAUACACAUUCUAAGCUGUAAGAUGAUGUAGUAGGGUGCCCAGUUCUUUUCCACCUUGUCUUUGACCUCCGUAGGCUGGUGUCAGUACUCGGUCACAGCACAGUUAGCUGAGAGGGGGCUGGCUGGAUGUGAACCUGGGACCUUGUGAUCCCAGUGUCAGGAAUCUCCCAUCUCCUUGAUUGCAACUUUUCUGGAUAGGAUUUCAUCCCAUGGCUACAAUGGUCAGAGUCCAGUUAAUUAACCACAAUAUUAUAUAUUUAUGUGUGGAGACCAUACAAUUUACUAGUUCAUUAUAUGAACCUUUUGAGAAAUGUAAGAGAUGUGGAUCAUUCUCCUUACAGACUGCUCAAAAUCAUACUAAGACUUUUUCCAAUCAGUCAUGAUUUGUUUUUACAAAUCUGCACUAAUGAAUUUCUCAUUGGCAAACCAUCUGAGCUAGAACAGUAAAAAUCCACCUAUAGAGGAGUCUAACUUCAAUCUCUCCAGAGUUACCUGGGAAAGGAGAUGAAGGGUAAGUUAUAGUAAUAGUUAAUUGAAGGAAGACAGAAAAAAAGAAAAGAAAAAAGAAAGAUUAUAUCUUACAUGUGAAACAUAUGUCAUCAUAGAGGAAGUCAAUGGUCAGCCAUUGUCAAUACUGGAGUGAAAAUUGAAUAUGUUUCCUUCUCCAUGUUCUAUUAAGAGACAAUGUCGCUACUUGCUCUUAAGUCAUUGUGGCAAUUUUGGCCAAAUUGUCUCUGUCUGUGGGCUUUCUGCAUGUGUCAGUAACUUUGUCUGUUAUUUUUUAUAUAUGUUUGUUUGUAUGUGGUAGUGUUUGGAAUAAACCACAGAUAUAGAAACACAACAUUGCAUGCUUCCCACAACUGCUUUGCUGUCAGAAGUUAUUUCCAUCUUGCUGGCCUCCAGUCUUCCAAGAAUUCUCUUUGCCUUUUCCAAGAAUUCUCUGCCUUUUGCAGCACCCGGAGGUUUCUAUAAAAUGCCAUCUGUGUUGAAGUAGGAUCAGAUAGUGACUACUGACUGCGAAAAUUUAGUUGAUUUCACUUGUACUCAUGCUCCAAUAUCUGCAACAAAAACUGGUUUCUUCUGUAGUUUUUGGUGUUUUUCUGGAGUUUAUAGGGACUCGUCACCUGAGGAAAUACUGUUCUUUAAGAUGGUCUUUGAUCCUCGUGGCUCUAGUUUUGGGAGCGUGAAUUAUCUGAGCCGCAACAAAUAGUAAAGUUAUAUAAAAAUGAAAUAAAGUUCUUGUCUUGGCUUUAUCAGGUAGGUGAAGGUGUUCAUUAGACAUGUGUUCAUUUGAAGUUCAUAUCAAUUGAUCCCCAGUGAUGUUAGGGAAUUAAUAUGAAGUAACAUGUAUGAUGAUGUGCUUGCAAUGGUAAUUUGCAUUCUUUUAUAUGAUUGAUCAAUUUAUUUUUUUUAUUAUUAUUUUUUUAUAUUUUGUAUAUUCUGUCACUUAUUUCAUGCUAUUUCUUUCCAUCUCAUUACUUUCUCUAUUUAUUACUUUGAAGGAAAAUCAGACUGAAAAAUUAAAUACAGUAUUUAUUUAUUUAUUAUUAUCUUUGUGGUUGCCGUAUUUGUUCUUAUGGGAGUACAACGGAUGGGAUUCAUAAUUCCUCUAGGUUUUUUUCCUGUUUUUCAAAAAUAUAAGAUUUUGAUAUAUUAUGAUGGCUUUGUAGAAACAGUUUUCCCUGCUGUUGUUCUUAUAGUUAUUAUAGGAAUAUUGACUAUUAAUUUUUUGAAGAUUAUUGUU
This is a messenger RNA of Penaeus vannamei (Pacific white shrimp), 6516 nucleotides long. RefSeq lists its product as uncharacterized. Lineage: Eukaryota; Metazoa; Arthropoda; Malacostraca; Decapoda; Penaeidae. Gene Ontology annotation, biological process: adaptive immune response; pre-B cell allelic exclusion; V(D)J recombination. Gene Ontology annotation, molecular function: zinc ion binding; ubiquitin protein ligase activity; sequence-specific DNA binding. Gene Ontology annotation, cellular component: nucleus; endodeoxyribonuclease complex; DNA recombinase complex. The record is from RefSeq and is a predicted model, not a curated record.